AAUAGCGUAACUAUAGUUUGUGUAAACAGAAUAUUAUCGUACGAUUCAAAAUGGCUGAAAAGGGGGGUGAGAAUAUGGAAAAUAACAGCGCCGAUGAUGCAGUUCCUGGACGAAUAGAGCAAGUAUUAUGUCAACCGUGUUCAAGUAAGGAUAAACAAACGGAAGCUGAUGUUUUUUGCUCUAUUUGUGAUGAAUUUCAGUGCACGGAUUGUUCAAACAUACACAAAACGUAUGCUUUCAUGAAAAAUCACGAAUUAGUUAACGCAAAAGAUAUUAAAGAGAAACCAGUUUCGUUUGAUAUGAAGGGAUUAGACCAAUGUGAUCAACAUCAUAAAGAUUUAGAGUUCUUCUGUGAAGAUGAGACUCAGCUAUGCUGCAGUACCUGUGCUAUUGUGAAUCACCGGAAAUGCCACAGUGUCGUAGAAAUUAGGAUGAUCGCCAAAAGGUCUGAAUCAACGCGUUCCCAGUUAAAGGUCAAACUGCAAGAAAUAAGAAAGAAAGCUGAAACUGUUGUUCAAUAUACUAAGUCAUCAAAGGAACGACUGAAUAAAGAUGUUAAAGAUGUUACUGUAAAAAUUAAUCGAAUGCGUGAUAAUGUAAUGAAAAUGUUUGACGAUUUGGAAAUUUCCGUUGCUAAGGACGCUGAAUCAUUUCAGACAGAAACAGUCGAUAAAUUGACGAGGAAGCAAACAGACAGUGAGAAACAUGUUGCUGAUGCAACAACAUCUUUGGAAACAAUUGAUAAUGUUCACCAGAAAGGAACGCCAUCACAACAAUUUAUACUGGAACAUAGAAUGAAGAAACAAGUCGAUGAACUUAGCAGCAAUGUUGACAAGGAAUGUCAAAGGUUAGAGACUGUGACCGUUUCAUUUGAUUUUGAUGAAACAUUGAAACUUCCCCCACUUCCGAUUUCGUAUUUCGUUCCAGGACAACUGACAUUAAAAUGCUUUCUAUCGGAAGAUGUGGAACCUAUCGCACCUGUAGAUCCGAUCGUUAAGUUAACGAAGAUUACUUCCAUUGAUCUGAAGCAAACUGGCGAUGAUGUCAAUGAACUGUUAUACUCAGGUCUGGAUUUCCUACCGGAUGGUAGACUGGUUACCGUGGAUAAUGAAAACAAGAAAUGUUUGAUUUACAAUGAGAAGCUUGAGAAAGUAGGAUCAUAUCCGUUAUCGUAUAUACCACAGAGUGUAGUUGCUGUAUCUGAGGAGGAAGUGGCGAUAACAAGUAGCAAUGAAUACAAGAUAGACUUUCUACGUGUCAGUAAAUUUAAUGACAUAACUUUGAACAGGACAUGCUGGGUUAAGAAAAAGUAUGCCUCUAUAUGUAUGAAAGAUGGGAGAUGCUUUGUUGUUGGAACUGUCGAUUAUACAAGGCCAGUUCGUAUGGUAUCUCUGUCAGGAGAAGAGAAAGAUUUCAGUAUAAACUUUCCAAACAAGAAAUAUCCUGUGGGCGCGAGUGCUUGUACAUAUAUUAGGAACAGUGACAAAGUGGUUGUCACCGACAGAUACGAGCAUACUGUCUACAUAUAUGACAUCAAGAGCAACACUAGAGUUAUUGUCAAGGACGACCAGAUCAGUGAACCCAGAGGUGUAACAGUAGGUCCAUCGGAUUGUAUCCUUGUCUGCAGCAAAGGCAAUUCCAUUGUACAGAUCUCCCAAACAGGUCGUGUCCUAUCAUCGUACAAGUUAGAUAUGAAAUAUCCACGCAGACUCUGUGUUUCCAACGACAAAUCAGUUAUAGCUGUCACAAAUAGCGCGACUGGUGGAAUGAAGUUGCAGUUGCUAAGAAUUACAUUAUAAAUUCAAUAACAUCGUUGAGCUCUUUUAGCUACAUACUAUCUUUAAAGAGCUCAGCUCAGUAUAUGGAAGAAGAGCAUACUUUACUAUUUCCACAAUAAAAUGUACAGACACGAGUAGUACAUUUAAAUUAACAAAGUUUGAUAAAAACAUACAACAAUCAAAAUAGUACAAACAAACAAAAGAAAAUAUUAAUCGAAUGGAUUGGAAAACAAGCUACUUAAAACGUAUUUGUAUUCCGCUCCAUAAAAAACAAAGACAAAUAUCAAACAGGGAAUGCCACGCACCAAAAACGCAGCCUCCUCAAAAUGAAACCCACAACACGCAGACGCGUGCACCACACACACACACACAGCCAACACAUUAGGACAAAACGAACAAACAAAGGAACACACACACACACACACACACACAUACACACAAAGCCAACACAUCAGGACAAAACGAAGUCGCCUUGUACAGCAAUAGUUACAGAAUAUAUUUUAACAUGCGUAACAACUAUUGACACAUUGUUCAAAUAUGUGAAAAUGAUAAUGUUUUUUCAAAUGUUUUAAUUGCGAAAAUAUAAAUUUAUAAGAUAUUUAAUAAAUGACAUAAAUGAUUGUAGAUGAAAAUAUAUACAUAUUUAACACUUUCCUUUGUUAGUAAUUCAAAAUUUAAACAAAAAAUGAAUAAAAAAGUGAUUUAAGGCAUUUAUGUUUUAUUGAUAUUAGGAGACAGGGGAGACAACCAACGUAUUAUAUAGAAAAUACAUUAAAGAUGUUUUAUUACAUAUUGAUUCAUAAAGUGUUAGUAUAAUUAUC
Messenger RNA from Mercenaria mercenaria, 2599 nucleotides. RefSeq lists its product as uncharacterized. Gene Ontology annotation, molecular function: zinc ion binding. The coding region runs from base 51 to 1799 and encodes 582 amino acids. The transcript has a single exon. Lineage: Eukaryota; Metazoa; Mollusca; Bivalvia; Venerida; Veneridae. The record is from RefSeq and is a predicted model, not a curated record.